Schistosoma intercalatum is the source of this 2112-nucleotide messenger RNA. NCBI's taxonomy places the organism in Eukaryota, Metazoa, Platyhelminthes, Trematoda, Strigeidida, Schistosomatidae. The record is from the annotation of a GenBank genome assembly.
ACCGGGUCAUGCAAUUAGUCGCUUGUCGGCAUGGUGAUUGGUUGAGCAGAAAUAUGGUUCUGGUGUUACAUCUAGGAAUUGUAUAUAUAUCAAGAAAUUUCAUUGUUUUGCCGGUUUUGACUAAAUUAUGAGCUGGCAUACAUUAUCCACAUAUUUAAACAUCAUAACCGUAGUAUUUAUUCUGCUCGAGAUGCAUACAUUUGAGGCAGCACCAGUUGGUCAGAAUUAUAUUAUCAUUGUUGAUGCUGGCAGCAGUGGUUCAAGAAUGUUCGUAUACACAUGGCAAACGAAAGCAGAGUCCUUGAGUGGUUUAGAAGAUGUAGAAAUUUUAAAGGAUGUAUUGGGAAAUCCUGUGAUAAAGAAGAAAACUCCCGGUCUUUCAAGCUUUGCCAACAAGUUAUCUGACAUUCCUGAAUAUAUAUCCGCUUUGCUGAGUGAUGCUGAGUCACAUAUCCCUCCGAGUAGCCAACCUAGCACCCCAUUAUUUAUUAUGGCUACAGCGGGAAUGAGGCUUCUUACACAGACGGAUCAAGAUGCAAUUUGGAAGCGUGUUCGAAGUCAUGUGAAAUCCACUUAUAAAUUCCAGUUUAAAGAAUCUCAUGCUUACACAAUAUCUGGUGUAGAAGAAGGUUUGUUUGGUUGGAUUUCUGUAAAUUACCUACUUGGAAAGUUUCGUUUACUUCCUGGGGAUAAUGGGCCUGUUAAACAACCUACUAAUGGGAUGCUUGACAUGGGUGGAGCAAGUAUGCAAAUAGCUUAUGAAGUACAAUCGACAGAUAAUCUACCAAGCAGCUUAUUAUCGGAAUUUUCCUUAACGAGAAAUUGGUUUUCUACAAAUCAACGAUACAAACUCUACAUUAAAAGUUAUUUGGGAUAUGGAAUGAAUGCAUUUCGAAGAAAGUAUGAACAGUACCUCUUUGAGAUGUUUGGGAUAAAUAAUAGUAGUAAACAAAAAGCAUCCAGAAUUGAGGAUCCUUGCUUACUCGAAGGUUUUAAUGUAAUAAGUGAAAUUACUCCUCGUCCAGUUAUUGGUGAGAUGCUUGAACCAGCGAGUGAAAAAUUUUCUGUUCAGUAUACAGGUACGGGUAAUAUGGAUAAAUGUAUGCAAAAUGUGGAACCUUUACUUAAUUUAAAUCAAAGUUGUUCUCCAUUACCAUGUGCAAUUAAUAAUGUUGUUCAAUUGGAUCCAGACUUCAGUUCAAUGGAAUUUUAUGGCCUCAGUGAAUUUUAUUAUACUUUAGAAACAUUAAAAAUGAUCCCACCUGUUCAGUAUAAUUAUUCUUCAGUAUUAAGGAAAAUUGAGGAAACUUGUAGUACACCUUGGGAAACUUAUUUAUCAACACUUAGGAAAGAAAACACAAAUUUAUCUGAAGAAAAAUUUAAUUCAUUUAUAGGCUUUAAAAAAUUAAUAUGCUUUAAAGCUUCAUAUUUAGUUAGUGCAUUUCAUAAAGGCUUGCACUUUCCAACUAAUUAUGACAAACUUAUUCCCACUCUUGAAAUUAAUAAAAUCGAACUACAAUGGAGUUUAGGAGCUUUAUUAUAUAAAUUAAAGGCAACUACAAUAGACGAAGAAAAAAAACGGGAUAUUAUCGUCUUCACAGUGGUUAUUUUUUGUGUUGUAAUCGUUUUAAUAUUAAUAGCUAUUAUACUCUAUUUUACAGUAAUCAAACGUUUACGAACAAGUAAACAAGCACAAAAUGGUUCAAUUACAACAGAUAUGAACAACUUAGAAUCGAAUGUAAAAAGUAAUAAUGAUACUUUAAAUCAAUUAAAUGAUAAAAUGCCAUGAUUUUAAAAUAAUCAUUAUUCAAAUAAUAAACAUCCACUUACUAACACUUCAUAUCAUAAGCGCUUGUCAUAUGUUUACAUAAUGAGCGCUUUAUUUGAACUUAUUUUACUCCUAUUACAGUUAUGUACUCAUAAUUUUUUUAGACAUUAAUCUGUUAAAACAAAUGAAAGAUAAGAUUCUAUUUUAUGGAGGUGGGUGUACGCCCAAUUCUUAAAUUUGUAAUUAUUUUCUUUGACCUAAUUAUUUAUUUAUUAUAAUUAUUGUUUACUUCGAACUUAUCUUUAUUUUUGAUAAUAAAAGCCAAACAAGUUUCUCUUCCGUUA